AAUAUUCUCCUCGCCCCACUUCUUGCUCUCCACAAUCCAGAUUUUAAAGUUUGACUUUCCACUCCCCACCUGCUCCCUGAGCCUCCAACUUCUGUUCUCCUAUCUCCCGAAUCUGAAUUCUUUCUGGUUCCAACCAGCUCAACUUCUCUUGGUUUCAGAAACAGGUUCCCCACCAGCAGUCCCAUACCACCCAGGGAUGUGCUCCUCAGGCAGGGGAAUGAGAACACGGUGUCCUGGGAGGGAGAGGUGCGAAACCCCCCUUCCCUGACCGAGAGUUCCAGGGGACACCCGUACGAGCGGCAGUGUAAAUAGCAAAGGAAGAGCUCACUCCAGGGUCCUGAGCCAAGGCCAGGGCGCUGGGCUCUGCUGGGCCAUCCUGCAUGCCUAAUCCGCUAUUUAAGGAGCUGCUCGGCUGCAGCCCAGGCACCACCCCCCUCCUCACGUACACCGGUUUCGAGCCACCUUAAAAGCGGGAGGCAACUGUGAAGUUGCUGGCCAGUAAGUGGUGUGGAGAUUACGAAGGGACAUACGGAGAGGGCAGAGAGAGGAAGAGAGAGAAAGUGAGAGAGGAAGAAAUUUAUCCUGGGAUCCAGAAGUUCGUGUUAACCUGUGGAAAAUCAAGUCCCUGGAAGUCUGCAGAGACAGAGACAAGAAGAAAAGAGAUAGAACGCCAGAAACUCCUCUCUCUCCCUCCCUCUCCACCUCUCUCUUCUAAACCCCAAAUUCCUGGUCCCUUGUACCCCAUUGUGGGGAUAAUAUGUUGUUCUUCGCUCUCCUGUUAAAGGUGACUUGGAUCCUGGCUGCAGAUGGGGGUCACCACUGGACAUAUGAAGCUUCAUUGUUCUGAAACUACAGGCCCACACGGUCAGGACCAUUGGCCAACCUCUUAUCCUGAGUGUGGAGGCGAUGCCCAGUCCCCCAUCAAUAUCCAGACAGACAGUGUGAUAUUUGACCCCGAUCUGCCUGCUGUACAGCCCCAUGGAUAUGACCAGCUUGGGACUGAGCCUUUGGAUCUACACAAUAAUGGCCAUACAGUGCAGCUUUCCCUGCCCCCAACCCUGCACCUGGGUGGACUGCCCCGAAAAUACACAGCAGCCCAGCUCCACCUGCACUGGGGUCAGAGAGGAUCCCUCGAGGGAUCAGAGCACCAGAUCAACAGUGAAGCCACGGCUGCGGAGCUCCACGUGGUUCACUAUGACUCCCAGUCCUACAGCAGCUUGAGUGAGGCAGCUCAGAAGCCACAGGGCCUGGCUGUCCUAGGCAUCCUCAUUGAGGUGGGCGAGACUGAGAAUCCAGCUUAUGAUCACAUUCUGAGUCGUCUACAUGAAAUAAGAUACAAAGAUCAGAAGACCUCUGUGCCUCCCUUCAGCGUGAGAGAGCUGUUCCCCCAACAGCUGGAGCAAUUCUUCCGCUACAACGGCUCACUCACAACUCCCCCCUGCUACCAGAGUGUGCUCUGGACAGUCUUCAACAGAAGGGCCCAGAUUUCAAUGGGACAGUUAGAGAAGCUCCAGGAGACAUUGUCCUCUACAGAAGAGGACCCCUCUGAGCCCCUUGUACAGAACUACAGAGUCCCCCAGCCUCUCAACCAGAGGACCAUCUUUGCUUCUUUCAUCCAAGCAGGACCACUGUAUACCACAGGAGAGAUGCUGGGUCUAGGUGUGGGAAUCUUGGCUGGAUGUCUUUGCCUUCUGCUGGCUGUUUAUUUCAUCGCUCAAAAAAUUAGGAGGCUAGUCACUCCCAUGAACCAUUGCUCCCCUUUCCAGGAAGAAGCGGCUGGGAAACAGGAAAAGUGUGGUUUUCACCUCUGCUCGGGCUACCACAGAGGCGUGAACUCUGUCUCAAGAUGCUGCAGAUGCCUCCCUCUCCUCCUGCCAGGGAGCCUCUCUGAGGGCUGCAGGCACUGGACGACCAGUUGUAGGCAGGCACGUGUCCUGCUAGGUAACCCUCUCUAUACACCAGGGACCCCAGCUCUUCAGGAAGGGCUGAGCCUUUGGCCUUCAAAGCUGUGGAUGAGGAGAUUCCCUGUCCUCAUGCUUGGUUGGAAGAAGCUGAGGAUAAACUGCCAUCUUUCACCUCACACCGCCAUGUUCUCUCCCUUAGAUAUACGUUGUAGUUUUUUUUUUUCCUCUAGGAAAAAAGGGCUGCUGCUGGGAUUUUAAUUAUUUUUUGCUCAAUAUAUGUUUGGAAAUUAAAAGUUUUUGAUCUUAA
This is a messenger RNA of Mus musculus (house mouse), 2211 nucleotides long. It is a transcript of the gene Ca14, whose product is annotated as carbonic anhydrase 14. Lineage: Eukaryota; Metazoa; Chordata; Mammalia; Rodentia; Muridae. The transcript has 12 exons. Bases 807 to 2162 code for a protein of 451 amino acids. Gene Ontology annotation, molecular function: carbonate dehydratase activity; zinc ion binding. The record is from RefSeq and is a predicted model, not a curated record. Gene Ontology annotation, cellular component: membrane.